AUGAUUUUUCCUUCUACAAUUUGUCGUUUAAUUCAAUCCUCAUUCAAAUAUUGUUCUCGAAUGGCUACUUCUGUUAAUAAAAUUCUCUGCCCUCCAACUUCUGUCAGAGGAAUGAUGGAACUAGAAAAAGACAAAUUCAGACUUUUAUUUGACCCAGAUAAAUUAGAAGAAGUUGGAGAAGAAGAAAAAGAAGAAAUAAUUGGACAAAUUGAGAAACAAAUUAAUUUGAAAGUUGAAUUUGAAAAGUUUUGUUAUUUAAUGGAAUAUGAAGAUUGGACUACUAAAAAUUGUUUAAAAGCUAUUUUGCCUGAAAAUGUUGAAUUUAGUGGAUUUGAACAGUGUGGACAUAUUAUACAUUUAAAUUUGAGGGAAAAAUUGUUACCUUUUCGUUUUGUUAUUGGAAGGAUUUUGUUGGAUAAAAUUCAAAGGACAAGGUUUUUUAAAGGUUUUUGGGGUUAUUUUAAGGGUUUUUGGAAGAUAAAGGGUAUUAAAAGAAUUAAAGUGCUUUUUUAA
Messenger RNA from Meloidogyne enterolobii, 513 nucleotides. Lineage: Eukaryota; Metazoa; Nematoda; Chromadorea; Rhabditida; Meloidogynidae. The record is from the annotation of a GenBank genome assembly.